This is a messenger RNA of Cooperia oncophora, 309 nucleotides long. The record is from the annotation of a GenBank genome assembly. NCBI's taxonomy places the organism in Eukaryota, Metazoa, Nematoda, Chromadorea, Rhabditida, Trichostrongylidae.
AUGGCUGAUCUCAAGAAGUUGGACGCGAUACCACUGAGCUCCUUUUACAGCUUGAGGGCGAACACCGAUUUUUGCAGAUAUAAGUACGCUCUCAUGGUCUAUGGAAAUGAAAAUCUAACGAAGAUACAAUUGUCCAAGACUAUGGACAUAAAACGAGAGGAAGUCUUCAUCAGAGCUAAUAAGAAGUUGCGCCGCGAGAUGGUUACAAAUGCACCAUUUGCUGUAGACGUCGGUACACCACAUGGUUGGACAUCUACACUCUUUUAUAAUUGUUACUAUGGGAAAUUACAAUUGUUCGACUCGCUCUAA